GAUCGAGAUUUUCCUGCGCUGUCCAGUAUAUCUGUAGAUUUUCUCAUUUAAAGUUUUCCAAUCAAAGUGAAAUGGAAAGAGCACUUUUAUACACACUCCUAGUCAUUCUUGGACUGACUCAAGCGUCUGCUUUGACGUGCUACAAUUGCAAUUCUCUUCAGCACAAAGAUUGUGCCAAUUCUUUGGACACUGUAGAGAAAGUCACUUGCCAUGCAGGAGAAAAUUGCGCCUCGGUAUUUUUUACUCUCCAACCAACACCGUCGUCAGCUCCUAUUUCUACUGUGAUAAGAGGAUGUGCUUCGAAUAAAGUGAAAUGCAGUGAUCUGGAGCAAAAUACCGAACAAGUGGUGACUGAUUGCACCCUGUGUGACAAGGAUUUGUGCAAUAACAAAGUUAUGGGAAGUUCAAGUGAUUCCGUGAAGCUGUCGAGUGCAAUUUUCUCUGUAUUCCCAUUGCUCAUCGCUGCCAUGCUUAUUAAUCACUGGCAAUAAAUUGCUUCAUUUCUAUUGAAA
Phlebotomus argentipes is the source of this 512-nucleotide messenger RNA. RefSeq lists its product as uncharacterized. Bases 72 to 491 code for a protein of 139 amino acids. The record is from RefSeq and is a predicted model, not a curated record. The transcript is spliced from 3 exons. NCBI's taxonomy places the organism in Eukaryota, Metazoa, Arthropoda, Insecta, Diptera, Psychodidae. Gene Ontology annotation, biological process: regulation of synaptic transmission, cholinergic; sleep; positive regulation of voltage-gated potassium channel activity.